CUAUCGGCUCUCGUCGUCCAAUAAAAUGACGCGGUUUCCGCUGCGCUCUUAUUUCACCCUCAGAUUGAGAAAGAAACGCAGCUCGAGUUCCGUCGACACGAAGUCAUCGGAAAUAAAACAUUAAAAACAAAACAUUUCGUGUUUUUAAAGCAACGUAUUCAUUUUUGAGGAAUCCACUUUUUCGUUUGCUUUUUUUGAAAGUCUUAUCGACAGGAAUCGCAGGACACGGCAGCAGCAAGAGCGAUAUACCGGCAAACAAAGAAACCCGAUUGUCCGCGACAUCAAACCUCUUCACUCGUUAGUUAUGAGUCAUGUGGCCGUCGGUCUAGAUCAGCAGCUCGCUGUCUUAGACUUAAACUCCGCUGAUGUUCAAGGGGUCCCUGGAAGACGUUACAUUCCACCUCAUUUAAGGAACAAAGAAGCUUCCAAAAAUGAUUCUCCUGGCGGUUGGGAUAAUGGAAGUAGCAAUGGCUUUGUGAAUGGCUACCAUGAUGGCCGUGACAACCGCAUGAAUGGGGGCAACAGUUUUGGUGGCCGUGGUCCUAUGCGCAAUGACCGUGGUGGAAGAGGAGGGUUCAGGGGCAUAACCAGUGGCCCCUACAACCCCAUACAGCCAAUGCAGAAUGCAGGGUUUGGCUAUGACAACAAAGAUGGAGGUGGAUGGAAUGCCCCAAAAGACAAUGCCUACAACAGCUUUGGUGGACGCUCUGACAGGGGCAAAUCUUCUUUCAAUGACCGAGGGUCUUCCUCCAGGGGACGGUAUGAGCGUGGAGGUUUUGGUGGAGGUGGAAACAGCCGAUGGGUGGAGGACUCCAGAGAUGAAGACUGGUCCAAACCAUUGCCCCCCAACGAACGCCUUGAACAUGAGCUGUUCUCUGGAAGCAACACAGGGAUUAACUUUGAGAAAUAUGACGACAUUCCUGUUGAAGCCACGGGCAACAAUUGUCCUCACCAUAUUGAAAGUUUCCAUGAUUUAGAGAUGGGAGAGAUCAUUAUGGGUAAUAUAAACCUGACCCGCUACACGCGCCCAACUCCAGUCCAGAAGCACGCCAUUCCAAUCAUCAAGUCAAAGAGGGACCUGAUGGCGUGCGCGCAGACAGGUUCUGGUAAGACUGCAGCCUUCCUGCUUCCAGUGUUGAGUCAGAUCUACACCGAUGGACCAGGAGAAGCCCUACAGGCUGUAAAGAACAGUGCCCAGGAAAAUGGGAAAUAUGGCCGCCGUAAGCAGUAUCCCAUUUCACUGGUUCUAGCCCCAACAAGGGAACUGGCUCUUCAGAUCUACGAUGAGGCCCGGAAGUUUGCUUACCGCUCUCAUGUUCGGCCCUGUGUGGUGUAUGGAGGAGCUGAUAUCGGGCAGCAGAUUCGUGAUCUGGAAAGAGGCUGUCAUCUGCUGGUGGCCACACCAGGUCGUCUGGUGGACAUGAUGGAGAGAGGCAAGAUUGGCUUGGACUACUGCAAUUACUUGGUGCUGGAUGAAGCUGACAGGAUGUUGGAUAUGGGUUUUGAGCCACAGAUCCGCCGUAUUGUGGAGCAGGACACCAUGCCUCCUAAAGGUCUGCGUCAGACCAUGAUGUUCAGUGCCACCUUCCCUAAGGAGAUCCAGAUCUUGGCUCGUGACUUCCUGGAGGAGUACAUCUUCCUGGCUGUGGGCAGAGUUGGUUCCACCUCUGAGAAUAUCACCCAGAAGGUGGUGUGGGUUGAGGAAAAUGACAAGAGGUCCUUCUUGCUCGACCUACUCAAUGCCACAGUCAUUCCGAAUGAGGUUCAGGACAAUACGGGGGAGAACGUAGAAAAACCUGGUAAAGAAUCUCUGACAUUAGUGUUUGUUGAGACCAAGAAGGGAGCUGAUGCUCUUGAGGACUUCCUGUACCGUGAAGGCUAUGCCUGCACUAGUAUCCAUGGUGACCGUUCCCAGAGAGACCGCGAGGAAGCGCUCCACCAGUUCCGCUCUGGGAAAUGCCCUAUCUUAGUUGCCACUGCUGUGGCUGCUCGUGGUCUGGACAUCUCCAAUGUAAAACAUGUCAUUAAUUUCGACCUGCCUAGUGACAUUGAAGAAUAUGUUCAUCGUAUUGGACGUACUGGUCGUGUAGGCAACCUUGGUCUUGCCACAUCAUUCUUUAAUGAUAAGAAUGGCAACAUCACCAAGGACCUGUUGGACAUCUUGGUGGAGGCCAAGCAGGAGGUACCAUCUUGGCUGGAGAGCCUGGCCUAUGAGCACCAACACAAGAGCAGCAGCCGUGGACGUGCCAAGAGGUUCUCUGGUGCUUUUGGUGCCAGGGACUACCGUCAGACCAGCAACAACACCAGCAGUGGAGGCUUCGGAAAUCGUGGUGGCCGUAGCGCAGGGGGCCAUGGUGGAAACCGUGGAUUUGGUGGCGGUGGCUUUGGCAACUUUGGCUACAACAGUGAUGGCUAUGGUGGAAACUACUCUCAGGUGGACUGGUGGGGAAACUGAGACUCCUUCCCUUGAUCUUUUCACCCUCCCUCCCCCCCCACCCCCCACAA
This is a messenger RNA of Myxocyprinus asiaticus (Chinese sucker), 2505 nucleotides long. RefSeq names its product DEAD-box helicase 3 X-linked b (gene ddx3xb). Gene Ontology annotation, cellular component: nucleus; P granule. The transcript is spliced from 19 exons. Gene Ontology annotation, biological process: gamete generation; cell differentiation. The record is from RefSeq and is a predicted model, not a curated record. Gene Ontology annotation, molecular function: ATP binding; RNA binding; RNA helicase activity. Bases 305 to 2455 code for a protein of 716 amino acids. NCBI's taxonomy places the organism in Eukaryota, Metazoa, Chordata, Actinopteri, Cypriniformes, Catostomidae.